Hippopotamus amphibius kiboko is the source of this 606-nucleotide messenger RNA. Its product is annotated as synaptonemal complex protein 3-like. The transcript has 6 exons. The record is from RefSeq and is a predicted model, not a curated record. Gene Ontology annotation, biological process: meiotic cell cycle; spermatid development. Gene Ontology annotation, cellular component: synaptonemal complex. NCBI's taxonomy places the organism in Eukaryota, Metazoa, Chordata, Mammalia, Artiodactyla, Hippopotamidae. Bases 1 to 606 code for a protein of 201 amino acids.
AUGGCGCCGGCCAGGAGGAAGCGCCUGCGGGCCGCUGAGGAGGCCCAGAUGGAGGCUCAGGGUAUGGCAGCGUGUGACUCUGAGAGACAGGAGGAGAGAGGGCUGAGUGGGCCAGAGGGUGCGCCCGAAGUUGACCUUAAGCAGGCUCUUCUUGCAAAGAGAAAAAAGCUUGAGAUGGAUGCAGAAGCUUCUAUCAAAACCGCUAACGAAAAAAUUGACCGUGUUUGGAAAAGACAACGAGAACAAAGGCAGAAUCUUCAUCUCAGAUAUUCUCAGCGGUUUCAGACUUUGUUUCGGGAGUGGGAUAUAGACGUGCAGAAAGCCCAGGAACGAGAAGAAAAACUAGCUAAUAUGUUACGAGAGCAACGAAAGAGUCUUCAACAAGCUAGAAUGAUUCAGAAGCAGAAACUGAAAAAGAUUAAAAAUUUAUGUGAGCAAUUCCUAAAGAGUAUGGAGGAGUUAGAGAAGGAUCAUGAACGUCUUGUUACCGAUAAACAACAUGAAGUUAGACAAGAAAUGGCCAAGUUUCAAAACAAAAUUAUGAGUGAAACUCAGCAGCAUGAGCUGGCAAUGUGGCAAGCGACUUUUCAGAGCCUGUUACUCUGA